Saprolegnia diclina VS20 is the source of this 1472-nucleotide messenger RNA. RefSeq lists its product as hypothetical. Lineage: Eukaryota; Oomycota; Saprolegniomycetes; Saprolegniales; Saprolegniaceae. The transcript has a single exon. The annotation marks the transcript as partial. The record is from RefSeq and is a predicted model, not a curated record.
AGAUGAUGGACGCACGUGCUUGCCUUGAAGAUGAGAAUGUGCUGACGCUGAGCGUCAAGAACCUUGAGAUCGACUGCGCUUCGUCGGCUUCGACGGACGGAACGUCGGGCCCGUCCACGCCAGUGUCGGUGCCCGACACGGCUGUCUGCGACGUAUGCAUGGACGACGUCGACUGCACAAGCCUCGUCGCUCGCAUCUGUCGCGUCGACUGCCCGGCGCGCCUGUGUCCCACAUGUAUCGCUGGCUUCUUGGACGUCCGAGCGCGCGACGCGAUCUUUGGUGUCUUGACCAAGCUGCCGUGUCCUGUGUGUGUUACGCCCAUGAGCACCGUCCGCUUUCAGUUGCAACUCGAUGCACUCUUCAACGAUGCGAGUUCUUCUGCGCUGGACGAGACACGGACCGAAUCCAGUGUUGAGGCUCAUGAUCCCGAAAGCGACGCAGCCGCCAGCUGGAUCGCCGCCAAGCAAGCAGCCAAGGCGAGCAUCGUGGAGAGCCUUGCCUUGUAUGACCGAAAAGUUGCAGGCGCAUGCACGAUGAAGUGUCCGUCGUGCCACUCGGAUCACAGCCAGUUGCCGACGCCGUCGUCGGAUCCGUUGGAGCUGCCAGCGGCGCUCGAGAUGCACCUACCGGCGCUCCUCGACGCCCAUCAACGUUUCUGCGAGCACGAAGCCUCGGUUGCGGAUCUUGUCGCGUUUGUGGACACCACCUUUAGCGGUCAGGACGCUAUUGACGUCAAGCGCAAGCUGCUGCGGUGCACGGCGGACAAAGAGCGUCAGGGUGCGCUCUUCCUACGCCUCGUGCAGCACAACCCGUUCAUUCAGACGCUCUGCUGCUCUGUCGACGUGUGCUUUGCGUGCCAAACUGCGGGUCACCACCAUGGCAGCGAGUGUGUCGCGGGCGCCCUCAGCCGCGUUCACGACAUUGUCGCCUGUCCGAGCUGCGCGCUUCCGCUCGUCAAGGGCGACGGGUGCGACUCGGUCAACUGCUUUUGCGGCGCAGCAUUCAACUGGCCCAAAGCCGUGCUGGAGGCCAAGAUGCGUCAACUCACGACGCGUCACGAGGCUUCGAUCUCAGCGCUUGUGGUGGCCGUCCGUCGGUACCAGACGCGAGCUCGUUUCCGCAAACACGCGCUCGUCGAGCUCAAGCGCCGUGUGCAAGCACGCCGGGUGGCCUGGAUCGACGCGGCGCUGGUGGCCAACCCAAUCGCGCGCCAAGUACUCCGGUCUGCACUGGUCCGCCAACUGCAGGCGACGCGCUGGAAGGCACUGCACUCGACGGAGCUCGCGGACGCUGCCAUUGCGAUGGCAUCGCGCAUUUUCUGGCGGCUAUAUUGGGUCGAGCACCCCGAAGAGCAACACGCGCUGGCCGACGAGACCCAAGCGUUUUCAUGCAUGGAUCUCUGAGCCAAGACACAACAGUCUUCACGUGCAUUUUAUUUUAUAACUUAAACCAACAUGUAUUGUACAUCGACA